Capsicum annuum is the source of this 316-nucleotide messenger RNA. RefSeq names its product COP9 signalosome complex subunit 3-like. The coding region runs from base 59 to 316 and encodes 85 amino acids. Gene Ontology annotation, biological process: ubiquitin-dependent protein catabolic process. The record is from RefSeq and is a predicted model, not a curated record. Gene Ontology annotation, cellular component: COP9 signalosome. The transcript is spliced from 5 exons. Lineage: Eukaryota; Viridiplantae; Streptophyta; Magnoliopsida; Solanales; Solanaceae.
CUUGGAGAAGGAACGUUAAUCAUUAGAGAUGCAACAAUUAUAAAAUAGCACCGAGGGAAUGGUUUGCAUUGGACAAAAGCAGUUCCUCAAAGCAUUGGAACUGUUACACAACGUUGUGACAGCGCCUAUGUCUAGUCUAAAUGCAAUAGCAAUUGAAGUUUACAAAAAGUACAUUUUGGUUUCACUGAUUCAUCUUGGGCAGUUCUCUACCAGUUUUCCAAAGUACACUUCUUCCGUGGCUCAAAGGAACUUAAAGAACUACUGCCAGCCCUACCUGGAGUUGUCAAACAGUUAUGGCACUGGAAAAAAGGAAUAA